GGUCUCGCUGUUCAAAGUUCUUUGACUUCCUUCUCCACCAAUGCAAACAUGGCAACUGAUGAUGACGUCACUACCUGUUCCGUCACUGGAAGUGAGGCUGGAGACAGCCCCUGGUGGCAGAUGGAUCUGAAUGGAGCAGUUAGAGUGGCUAGUGUGGAGAUCACAAAUAGGAAUGAUGAUAAAUACACGUGGCUCGCAAACAUACGGAUUGAUGUCUAUGAUGAACUGCCAUCAUCCUGCUUAGAUGAGAUUGUCACCCCGAAAAGCUGCACAUCUCGUGAAGAACAAGUGGGUCAAGGUGAAGCGGUGACCUUGAUCUGUGACAUCCCCAAGACUGGCCGUUACUUGAGGAUCACCAAGAAUUUCAAAAGUCCUGGAGAAGCCCUGUCUCUGUGUGAGGUCACCGUCAACGUCUUACAUUCACAAUAACACCGCAAAGGUGUGACCCGUGCCCCAUUUGGCAUCUGAACCUUAAUUGCUUGUCAGUUCACGUGAGUCUGUGUGUAACAAAGUAAUAAA
Messenger RNA from Haliotis rubra (blacklip abalone), 519 nucleotides. RefSeq names its product fucolectin-3-like. The record is from RefSeq and is a predicted model, not a curated record. Lineage: Eukaryota; Metazoa; Mollusca; Gastropoda; Lepetellida; Haliotidae. The transcript has 2 exons. The coding region runs from base 49 to 429 and encodes 126 amino acids.